Messenger RNA from Mucor velutinosus, 933 nucleotides. RefSeq lists its product as uncharacterized. Gene Ontology annotation, biological process: thiamine biosynthetic process. The record is from RefSeq and is a predicted model, not a curated record. The coding region runs from base 1 to 933 and encodes 310 amino acids. NCBI's taxonomy places the organism in Eukaryota, Fungi, Mucoromycota, Mucoromycetes, Mucorales, Mucoraceae. The transcript is spliced from 3 exons.
AUGUCUGCUACUGCUACUGCUACCCUUACUGCUGCUUCUGGCCACCGUCUCGGUGGUGCCAAUGAAUAUAAGCCUGAAAUGAACUAUGAAGACUUUGACAACUACAAGUUUGCUCCUAUUCGUGAAUCUCAAGUCAGUCGCGAGAUGGUUACUCGUUACAUGAACGACAUGCUUCAUUACGCUGAAUCUGAUGUCGUGAUUGUUGGCUGUGGAAGUGCUGGUCUCUCCUGUGCUUGGGAGCUCUCCAAGGACCCUAGCUUGAAGAUUGCCAUCAUUGAGCAAAGCGUCUCUCCUGGCGGCGGCUGUUGGUUGGGUGGCCAACUCUUCUCUGCUAUGGUUGUUCGUAAGCCUGCUGACAAGUUUCUUGAUGAACUCGAAAUCCCUUACGAAGAAAAGGAGAACUACGUCGUUGUCAAGCAUGCUGCCUUGUUCACCUCUACCAUCUUGUCCAAGCUUUUGAUGCGCCCCAAUGUCAAGCUUUUCAAUGCUACUGCUGUUGAGGAUCUGAUCGUCAAGAACGGCAAGGUCGCUGGUGUUGUUACCAACUGGACGCUUGUCACCUUGAACCACAAUACUCAAUCCUGUAUGGACCCCAAUGUCAUGGAAGCCAAGGUCAUUGUCUCUGGUACUGGCCAUGAUGGACCCAUGGGUGCUAGUGGUGUCAAGAGAUUGGAAUCUAUUGGCUUAAUUGAAGGCAACAAGGGCAUGCUCUCUCUCGACAUGAAUGCUGCUGAAGAUGACAUUGUCAAGUACACGCGUGAAGUUGUUCCUGGUAUGGUUGUUACUGGUAUGGAGCUCGCUGAGCUCGAUGGAGCUCCCAGAAUGGGUCCUACUUUUGGUGCCAUGCUGAUCUCUGGCCAAAAAGCUGCCUACGCCGCUCGUGCUUCUCUCAAGCGACAAGCUGAAGAGGAGAAGGCUGCUCUUAAGGCCUAA